UGCAAUAGUGUCAAAGAUUUAAUACACGUGAUAUCUGUUCAGUUUUAAAGAACCCUCAUUUCUCUCUUUCCAUAUACCUAAGUUCCUCCAUAUCCACCAAGAACAUCAAAGAUCGAAGAUCAAGAACCAAGAAUCAAGAUCAAGGACAAGAACAAUUGAUCAUCAAGAAAUGGACACGAUUCCCCAAUUGAUGGACAAUUCUCCUUCCUUCUCAUCAUCGGCCACAAACCUCAGCAGCAUCUCACCCACCGCCUCCUCCUCCGCCGCGGCAGCACCGCCGCCGGUCUCCUCAACAGCCGCGGCGGUGGCGAACUCGAGCCGGUACGAGAACCAGAAGAGGAGGGAUUGGAACACGUUCGGACAGUACCUGAGGAACCACCGACCGCCGUUGUCCCUGUCCCGAUGCAGCGGAGCUCACGUGCUCGAGUUCCUUCGUUACUUGGACCAGUUUGGCAAGACCAAAGUGCACACGCCGAUGUGCCAUUUCUACGGCCACCCGAACCCGCCCGGACCGUGCCCGUGCCCUCUCCGGCAAGCGUGGGGAAGCCUCGACGCCCUCAUCGGCCGCCUCCGUGCCGCCUUCGAGGAGAACGGAGGCAAGCCUGAGGCCAACCCGUUCGGAGCUCGAGCCGUGAGGCUCUAUCUCCGUGAGGUUAGGGAUUCGCAGAGCAAAGCGAGAGGUGUGAGUUACGAGAAGAAGAAGCGGAAACGUCCUCCUCCUCCUCGUCCUCCGCCGUCUUCCGCCGCCACAGUCUCCGGAGUUGGUCAUAUUCAGUUUCAACAGCAGCAGCCGCCUCCGGGUACUACUAGUUCUACCGGUGGUUAAAUAAUUUGAGGACCCAGAUGAGGAAAAUGAAGUAUUUCAUCUAUGUGAUAUGUGAAUUCGAUGAAAGUUUCCUGCUUUGUGUCGUGUUGAUAGAUCUCCAUUAGGUUAUAUAUAUGCUUAGUUUUUUUUUUAGUUCAGCAAUCUGGCUGAACUGUGUAUGCGGCUUUGUAGCGAGCUAGGGUUUUAUUUUUUAACCCCAUAAAAUACUAUUUCUCAAUUCUCGUAUAUACACAUCGAUCCAUAUAUUAUAUUAAUCUCCUUCUAAGAA
This is a messenger RNA of Tarenaya hassleriana, 1094 nucleotides long. RefSeq names its product protein LIGHT-DEPENDENT SHORT HYPOCOTYLS 3-like. The transcript has a single exon. The coding region runs from base 170 to 826 and encodes 218 amino acids. Gene Ontology annotation, cellular component: nucleus. NCBI's taxonomy places the organism in Eukaryota, Viridiplantae, Streptophyta, Magnoliopsida, Brassicales, Cleomaceae. Gene Ontology annotation, biological process: response to light stimulus; mRNA transcription. The record is from RefSeq and is a predicted model, not a curated record.